GGUCCCACUGUCGGAACACCAAAGACCCGAAGAACCAGAGAACAAAAAAUGGAGGAAAUCUAGGCAGCAAUGGCGACCAAGAGGACCUCUAGGUUUCCAAGCUUUUCUUCAAGGAAACCCUCAAAAGAUUGUUAAUCUCGAUGGUGUUUCUUGGCAGUAGUCCGAUUGUUUUUGGGAUUCGAGGUUUUGAGUGUUUUUCGGAAUGGUUUGGGGUUUCUUAUGUGAGCUAAAAAUGUGGUUUUUGAUCCAUUGAGAUGUGAAAGUUUUGUCUUUUGGGACUAAUGGAUGAUUCUUCUUUCCAAGUAUCAAGUUUCAACUCUCUACUUCUUGGAUCUGAUUCACUACUGCUGGGGUUAUUUUAAUUUAUGAGUGUCGACCUUUUAAAGUCAGCCUUCAACAGUGAAAUUGACCACCCACUUCAGAUACAAUUGAGUGCAAUCAGAAAUAUUCUUUGGCUAUUGGAUGGUUCAAUCUUCUGGAUCUUCACUCAUUAAACAUUCUUAUUUGGUGGCUGUUUGCUGCAACUCGAAGGUAUUGUGAAGGUGUUUGCUUUCGUGAUUGCCAAUAGGGAAAGUAGAGAUGAAUGACAAUGGACAGAGGGAUAACGGGAGACAUAAAGCAGAUCAGUGCAAAUCGAAUCAUGCUCAGUGGAUGAUGCCUCCAUAUCAGAUGAAGGACAGCUAUACAAUGAAGAUGAUAGCCAUGAUGGCUGAGCGAGAUACUGCUCUCCAGGAGCGCAACAAAGCCCUUGCUGAGAAGAGAGAGGCUCUGUCUGAGAGAGACAAAUCAUAUCUUCAGCGUGAUGCGGCGCUGGCUGAGCGGAAUAAUGCCAUCAUGGAACGGGACAAGGCAUUUGCUGCUCUGGAGGCUCUACGGUAUUCCCGAGAGAAUGGGGUGAAUGACAAUGGUGGGUCUGGGUGUCCUUCUGGCUGUAAUGUACCCUUGGUGAUGAAGCAUAGUCAUCAUCUCCACCACCAGCAACAACAUCAGCAUCAGCAUCAGCAUCAGCAUCAACAGCAGCAGCAACCUCCUCAUGCUCACACGGCGCAGCUGUCAGAUGCUUUAUUUGAUCAUGAAAGAGAGAUGAACAUGAACAAUGGGUUCCCCGUCUCAGUAGCAACUGGAGCUGGUCCAAAAGCCAGACGUGGGAGACGGCCAAAGAAGGAGACAAGUGUUCAAGCAGUUCAACCCCGGAAGCCGGUGAAGGCGCCUAGGAAAAGGAUCAAAAAGAAUGAGGUCACUGGUGUGGAAAGGGAAAUUCCAAAAGCUAAACCCCUUGAAUGGAAAGGGCAGGACCUAGGACUCAACCUGGUUGCAUUUGAUGACACAACAAUGCCAGUGCCGGUGUGUUCAUGCACAGGGGAGUUCCAUCAGUGCUAUAAGUGGGGAAAUGGGGGAUGGCAAUCGGCCUGCUGUACCAUGACGUUGUCCUUGUUUCCACUCCCAAUGAUUCCCAACAAGCGCCAUACCCGUGUGGGUGGUCGCAAAAUGAGUGGCAGUGCAUUUUCAAAGCUGCUCAGCCGGCUGGCAGCUGAGGGGCAUGAUCUGUCUGUACCACUCGACCUCAAGGACCAUUGGGCAAGGCAUGGUACAAACCGCUACAUUACGAUCAAGUGAUGUAUAAUUGUCUUUUGUUACAAGAUGUUUUGAAGCUUCUGACUUUAAAAAAGGGAGGGAAAGGAGUUAUACAAUGCUCCUUGAGUCUUCCCUAUCCUAAUGGUUUUUUUUUGGUAUUUUAUUUAGCCAUGGUUGGAAAAAUUAUGUUUAGAUAUUGUAAUAUUUUCAGUUAGUGGUGGAGCAGUGAUCAGUGAUCGAUGAUCUGUUUGUGCCUUA
Molecule: messenger RNA, 1833 nt
Organism: Dioscorea cayenensis subsp. rotundata (Guinea yam)
Lineage: Eukaryota; Viridiplantae; Streptophyta; Magnoliopsida; Dioscoreales; Dioscoreaceae
Product: barley B recombinant-like protein D
Exons: 6
Coding region: 580-1617 (345 amino acids)
Biological process (GO): response to ethylene
Cellular component (GO): nucleus
Molecular function (GO): DNA-binding transcription factor activity; sequence-specific DNA binding
Source: RefSeq, a predicted model, not a curated record